Messenger RNA from Mycena indigotica, 1158 nucleotides. RefSeq lists its product as uncharacterized. Bases 1 to 1158 code for a protein of 385 amino acids. Gene Ontology annotation, molecular function: metal ion binding. The record is from RefSeq and is a predicted model, not a curated record. NCBI's taxonomy places the organism in Eukaryota, Fungi, Basidiomycota, Agaricomycetes, Agaricales, Mycenaceae. The transcript is spliced from 4 exons. Gene Ontology annotation, cellular component: nucleus.
AUGGCGACCGACGCUCAAAUGAAGAGUGAAAUCGCAAGGCUUACAGCUUCUAUCAACCAGCACAAGUCCUCAAUAUCGAAACCACCAUACCGAGCCAACUCCUACGUCAACCCCAAUUAUCGCCCGGCUCCCAACAAAUACAUCCGACCUCCAACUUUCCCGCCAGUCGUGCCAGCACCGAUCCGGUUUCAACCUGGAACUCAAGUCAAGAAAGAGGUUGUCCUCAAUGGGGUCGCUUUUGAAUCAUCCAAAAGAUCCCUUGUUCGGAAAGAUUGCAAGUUCUCUUUUGCUGUGCACCCAAACUUUGACCUCGCCAUAGUGCCAAUGCCGCCAUCGACGUCAAUAAAACCGCCAUCCUCAGCUCCACCGCCAACUCGACGACCGAACUUUCUGACAAAGCCCGGCGCUCGCGUGUACAAGCCCAAAUCCUCUCGUGGUCGCCCUCGAGGAGGACCUGUGAAUAUGACCCUUAACAAUUCCCGUCGACCAUACCAAUCUGGACGGCGGACGAACAAACGACUCAACAAGCCAUGCCCCCAAUUCACAACGACAGGCUCCUGUUCUCGUGGUCUCACAUGCCCAUAUUUGCACGACCCUGCCAAGAUCGCCAUCUGCUGGAAGUUCCUGCAAGGCAACUGUGCGAAUACGGCUGAGACAUGCAAUCUUUCUCACGACCCAACACCACAACGGACGCCUCUCUGUCUACAUUUCCUCAACAACGGCCGGUGCACCCGCGAAGCCUGUCUCUUCCCUCACGUCAACGUCGGCGCCCGACAAGGAGUCUGUCGCGAUUUUGCGGUCUUGGGUUACUGUGAACGUGGUCUUGACUGUGACAAACAACACGUGCGCGAAUGCCCCGACUUUGCAGAACGGGGAGAAUGUGCAACCCCGCGAUGCAAGCUUCCUCACGUUAUCCGGGCCAACCGCAAUCGACAAGCAACAACAUCCGUUGCUAAGGUAGCGACAACAACACCGGCUCCUCUCUCUCUUCCUGCUGCUACUGACUCUGCUGUGUCGGCCAAAGACGCCCAACUUGGUGAUGAGUAUAUUUCUCUUACUUUUCAUGAAAGUGAGAGCGAUGAGGAGAGCGACGAGGAAGAGAGCGAAAGCGAGGGGAGUGAAGAGCAGGAUGAUGGCUCUAAUGGAGACUCCCCGUGA